AUGGCACCAAUCGACGUUGAAAAGACGAUUGAAGAGCUGACUCUCGGCGAGAAGGUGGCUCUCACAGCUGGACGUGACUUCUGGCACACGGUAUCCGUUCCCCGUCUGAACAUUCCUUCACUGCGCAUGUCCGAUGGGCCCAAUGGUGUUCGUGGCACCCGCUUCUUCAACGGCAUUCCCGCCGCGUGUUUCCCCUGCGCGACCGCCCUGGGUGCCACUUGGGACACCGAGCUGCUGGCCCAGGUUGGCUCAUUGAUGGGCGAAGAGGCGAUUGCGAAGGGAACACAUGUCAUCUUGGGACCCACCAUCAAUAUCCAGCGUUCACCUCUUGGAGGACGUGGCUUCGAGUCUUUUUCGGAGGAUGGUGUGCUGUCUGGUACUUUGGCGGGACAUAUGGUUAAGGGCAUGCAAGAAAAGGGCGUUGCCGCGACGCUGAAGCACUUUGUCUGCAAUGACCAGGAGCACGAGCGUAUGGCUGUUAACAGUAUUGUGACGCAGCGUGCCCUACGUGAGAUUUAUCUGCUUCCCUUCCAGCUGGCUAUGCGCAUUUGCCAGUCGGCGUGUAUUAUGACUGCUUAUAAUAAGGUCAACGGCACGCAUGUCAGUGAGAAUAAGGCUAUUAUUGACGAUAUUCUCCGCAAGGAGUGGGGAUGGGAUGGUCUGAUCAUGAGUGACUGGUUCGGUACUUACACUACAUCGGAUGCCAUCCACGCCGGACUUGAUAUUGAGAUGCCUGGAAAGACCCGCUGGAGAGGUGAGGCUCUUGCUCACGCUGUUUCGUCGAACAAGAUUCCACAGUUCAAGCUCGACGAGCGUGUGCGCAAUGUGCUGAACUUGGUCAACCGGGUCGACCCUCUGGGUAUCCCUGAAGGAGCCGAGGAAAAGGCUCUCAACCGCCCUGAAGAUCAAGCUUUGAUGCGCCGAGCAGCCGCCGAGUCAGUUGUUCUCCUGAAGAAUGAGGGCGGUGCUCUUCCUCUGAAGAAGGAUGGCUCCGUCCUCGUUAUUGGACCGAACGCUAAGAUUGCCUCAUACUGUGGUGGUGGCUCCGCCUCUCUGGCUCCAUACUACACCGUCAGUCCGUUUGAUGGAGUCGCUGCGAAGAGCAAGGGUGAGGUUAAGUAUGUCCAGGGUGUCUACUCACACAAGGAGCUGCCUCUUUUGGGCCCUCUUAUGAAGACUGCCGAUGGAAAGACUGGUUUCUCCUUCAAGGUGUACAACGAGCCACCGAGUGCUGGUCAAGAUCGUACUGUCGUCGAUGAACUCCACCUCGUUAACUCUCUGGGCUUCCUGAUGGACUAUGUCAACCCCAAGAUCAAGUCCUUGACCUACUACGUUGACAUGGAAGGCUACUACACGCCCGACGAGGAUGGUCUGUAUGACUUUGGCGUGACUGUCGUCGGCACUGGCCGUCUUCUCGUGGAUGGCGAGGUGGUUGUCGACAACACCAAGAACCAGAAGCAGGGAUCUUCCUUCUUCGGCACUGCCACUAUCGAAGAGCUCGGCGUGAAGGAGCUGAAGGCUGGCCAGACCUACAAGAUUGUCUUCGAGUUCGGCACUGCUCCUACUUCAGAUCUUGAUACACGUGGCAUCGUCGCCUUCGGCCCAGGUGGCUUCCGAUUCGGCGCCACCCGCCGCGUCAGCCAGGACGAGCUCAUCUCGAAGGCCGUCGAGCAAGCCAAGCAGGCCGAGCAGGUCAUCAUCUUCGCUGGUCUGACUAGCGAGUGGGAGACCGAGGGCUACGACCGUGAUGAUAUGGAUCUGCCCCCAGGCAGUGACGACCUGAUCAGCCGCGUGCUCGCCGUGAACCCCAACGCCGUUGUCGUGAUCCAAUCUGGCACACCCGUCACCAUGCCCUGGGCCAACCAAGCCCGCGCCCUGGUGCAGGCCUGGUUCGGUGGCAACGAGUGCGGAAACGCUCCCCAUCACAUUCCCCCGCCGUCUGCAAGACAACCCUCCUACGUCAACUUCCGCUCCGAGCGUGGCCGCGUCCUCUACGGCGAGGACAUCUACGUCGGCUACCGUUUCUUCGAGAAGAGCGAUGUGGCACCUGCUUUCCCCUUCGGCCACGGUCUCUCAUACACGACCUUCACCCGAUCAGACCUGCAAAUCAGCACCGUGCCCGAGCAGGCCAAGUACGCCGACUCUGGAGAGCCUAUCACCACCACUGUGACCGUCACCAACACUGGCUCCAUUGCCGGCGCUGAGAUUGUGCAGCUCUGGGUUGUUCCUCCCAAGACGGAUGUUAACCGGGCCCUGCGUGAGCUGAAGGCUUUCAAGAAGGUCUUCCUGCAACCUGGCGAGUCUAAGACUGUCGAGCUUGUGGUCGAGAAGAAGAUUGCGACUAGCUGGUGGGAUGAGCAGCGGGAGCAGUGGAUUUCUGAGAAGGGCCGUUACCAGGUUUCUGUCACUGGUACUGGCUCGGAGGAGCUGCAGGGUGAGUUUGAGGUUGGUAAGACCAGAUUCUGGUUGGGACUGUAA
Messenger RNA from Penicillium daleae, 2478 nucleotides. Its product is annotated as beta-glucosidase. NCBI's taxonomy places the organism in Eukaryota, Fungi, Ascomycota, Eurotiomycetes, Eurotiales, Aspergillaceae. The transcript has 4 exons. The coding region runs from base 1 to 2478 and encodes 825 amino acids. Gene Ontology annotation, molecular function: beta-glucosidase activity. Gene Ontology annotation, biological process: glucan catabolic process. The record is from RefSeq and is a predicted model, not a curated record.